Molecule: messenger RNA, 1782 nt
Organism: Bombyx mori (domestic silkworm)
Lineage: Eukaryota; Metazoa; Arthropoda; Insecta; Lepidoptera; Bombycidae
Exons: 6
Coding region: 936-1739 (267 amino acids)
Cellular component (GO): cytosol; membrane
Source: RefSeq, a predicted model, not a curated record
AUCCCGCAGGAGCCAGUAACCUAAUCACCGUCGACGCCAUAGACAUGUCUUUACGGAUCCAUCAGAUCCAUUAACCUUUGCAUUAGACGCCUUCAGCUCUAACACUAGGAGCAGGCUUAUGGACCGUUCGAAACUAUAACGCGGGCAAAAUUACUCAGUUUAGCGACGGUCCAAAUGUAAAUGUAUCUUAAAAAUGUUUUUUUUUUUUUACAGUUUACAGUCCUUUACAGUUUCACCAGGACAGGUGGGCGAGCAAGGGCUCAGCCAGGACUCGUCGGAUUUGCUAAAAGCUAACCAAGCGCCUUAAAAGCAGACCUAUCAACUCAAGAGCAGCUGCUUCGUGAAUGAAUCUACUACCAGAUCGGAAUCGCGACCCGCUGAGAAGAUCCGGCGAGAAACUCAGCGGGCUGAUGUAUGAGCUAGGUUGCACAUCGAUCCCUUUGUCGAGUUCGACGAGUACGGUUAACGGGGUCCCUAAGCCGGCUCCUAGUGUUAGAGCUGAAGGUGUCUAAUGCAAAAGUUAUUGGAUCUGAUGUAUUCGUAAGGACGCGUCUAAGGUAUCGACGGUGACUGGCUCCUGCGUGAUCAGGAUACGGGGAGUAGUCAGCGGCGGCAACGAUAAGGCGAUUAUCAUAACGCAUAGCCUUAUCGAACUAGCGUUCCGACGCUGACUUCAUGUGUUUUCGGAUCGAUUCGAUGUCCAUCGUGUAAAUCGACAUUCCUCACGAACCACGGAGCUCCGACGGCUAACCUGCAAAAACGGAAUUCUUGGGAUUGGAGGGUGUCUAUGUGUGUGCGGGCCGCGUGAACGUACACCAUACUCGUGCCAAUUAGAAUAUACUAUUAAUGAACUGGACAAAGCGGUUCCUGAAAAACUGAAAGAGAAUUUAAAGAACAUAACGCGAAGAAUAGACCGCGUUCGAAAAAAAAUUGAUAUGGGGAAUUUGGUGUACCGAAGUAAGGAUUACGAAUAUGUAGUGAAAGCAAUUUUUGAAAACAUGGAUGUACUGUCGAGUGUUUUAGAACCGAUCACACUAGGAACGAUGGGUACACAAAAACCAUACAGAUUUACGUUCGAACAAUACCUACAAGAAGCUCGUACGAAGAUGCCCAGUAGAAAAGCUGCAGACGCUUGCACGAUGCAACUACUAAUUUCAGCUAUGGAGACACAGACGACACAGUCGGACGGUGUUUGCGAGAUGACGCCUGAAUGUUCAUCGCAGAUAAUCAAAGGUUCGGGACUUGCUUUUCAACAGACGAGUCGCGUCCGUGCGGCAGUUUUAGCUAGUCUAUUUGAUUGCAUGGAAGGACUGGACGUACCGGCUCAUAUUUACAAACUGUGCAUACAAAUUUACAAGGAAACGAAAUCUCUCGAAGUUUGGGAUCAUCCUCCCGGUACAAAGACAUUAUUUAUGCAACAAAUUUUGUAUUGCGCAUCACAAGGCUAUGGUGAGUUUGUGAAGCCACGUUGGAUGAAUAAGAUAAUCGCGUGGCAGCAACCAAAAGGAUGUUACGCUGAUGAUCGACAACCUUUCAUGAGGCUCACCGGUUUCGUUGGCGCAUCGACACCCGCAACUCUUAAUGACAGAGAAGAAGAAUAUCGAGUGAAGAAAGCGGCUACAUCCGAAGGUGGCGCCUGUAACUCGUUGACGUCAGCAAUGGCUCUUGGUUCAUUAGUGUUGCAUAUAAGAACACUACUCGAGACAGAUCAAGCAUUUCAAUACGACGUGCUUCUUUGAUGUUCACGAUAUAAUCUAAUUUAAAUAUAAACUUCAAAACGAA